CCCAAUCUUCCUCCUCGCACACGCAACCCCAAAUCCGAUCCCCACCACCGCCACCAGCUCCGAUGGCGCCCAAGGCCGAGAAGAAGCCGGCGGCGAAGAAGCCGGCGGAGGAGGAGCCAGCGUCUGACCCGGCCGCGAAGGCGCCGGCCGCGAAGAAGCCCAAGGCGGGGAAGAGCCUGCCGGCGGGCAAGACCGCGGCCAAGGACGGCGUCGACAAGAAGUCCAAGAAGAAGGCCAAGAAGAGCGUGGAGACGUACAAGAUCUACAUCUACAAGGUGCUGAAGCAGGUCCACCCCGACACCGGCAUCUCGUCGAAGGCGAUGAGCAUAAUGAACAGCUUCGUCAACGACAUAUUCGAGAAGUUGGCUGGGGAGUCGGCCAAGCUCGCGAGGUACAACAAGAAGCCCACCAUCACCUCCCGGGAGAUCCAGACCUCCGUGCGCCUCGUCCUCCCCGGGGAGCUCGCCAAGCAUGCCGUGUCUGAGGGUACCAAGGCCGUCACCAAGUUCACCUCCUCCUAG
Messenger RNA from Lolium rigidum, 521 nucleotides. Its product is annotated as histone H2B.1-like. Lineage: Eukaryota; Viridiplantae; Streptophyta; Magnoliopsida; Poales; Poaceae. Bases 63 to 521 code for a protein of 152 amino acids. The transcript has a single exon. Gene Ontology annotation, biological process: nucleosome assembly. The record is from RefSeq and is a predicted model, not a curated record. Gene Ontology annotation, molecular function: protein heterodimerization activity; structural constituent of chromatin; DNA binding. Gene Ontology annotation, cellular component: nucleosome.